CCUGCUUUGUACAAAUUCCUUCUUCUUUAAAAUACUAUGUGUCAAUAAAAAAUGUAAUUGAAAAAAAUCCAGGAUAUCAACAAAUUACUUACGAGACUGUCAUAUGUCUUCAUCAAUUUUGUGCAUAUCACAAAACUGUUUUCUCACCACCAUGUCCAGCCUGGAGGAACCUCUAGGUCUUGAUAAGUUGCCAAGCAUGAGUACCAUCAACAGGAUCCAGAGGUUCUCGUCAAGUGCUUGUCGGCCCAGAGUUGAUGACAUGGGCUUGGGAAACUGCUGGAUUGAAGGGAGAAGUUGCAGCACAUCCAAUAGCUGCAAUGAAGAAUAUGAGGAGUGUGCUAGAGAGGCUUACCCAUGGCGAAGGCAUACACAAGAAAAGUUUGAAGAUGACUCCUUCAGUCGAAGCAAUUUAAGUAUAAGAAGGAAUCAUGCAAUAUUUGGAAAUUCUUUUUGCUCAAAUCACUCGGCGGAUCAGCAGUAUAACUCCAUGUGCAAUGGUAGAGAUAUCCGAGACAUAACAAAUAAGUUCUUUAAAGGUUUACCAAAGUUUGUGAAGAUAGUUGAAGUUGGUCCGAGGGAUGGGCUACAGAACGAGAAGAAUAUGGUACCAACAUCUGUAAAGGUUGAAUUAAUUUCAAGACUUGUAUCUUCAGGGUUGCCUGUAGUUGAGGCUACAAGUUUUGUAUCGCCUAAAUGGGUUCCUCAGUUAGCAGAUGCAAGAGAUGUGAUGGAAGGAGUUCGUAAUCUAGAGGGUGCUAGACUGCCUGUUCUUACACCUAAUAUGAAAGGCUUUGAAGCAGCUGUUGCUGCAGGUGCUAAGGAAGUAGCUGUCUUUGCAUCAGCUUCUGAAUCCUUCUCAAAGUCAAACAUCAAUUGUAGCAUUGAGGAGAGUCUUGCUCGCUAUCGUGCAGUUACUUCUGCUGCAAAAGAGCUUUCAAUCCCUGUUCGUGGUUAUGUAUCUUGCGUUGUCGGAUGUCCAGUAGAAGGAGCAAUUCCUCCUUCUAAAGUUGCAUAUGUGGCAAAAGAGCUUUAUGAAAUGGGUUGCUUUGAGAUAUCUCUCGGUGAUACAAUUGGAGUGGGUACACCCGGUACCAUUGUUCCCAUGCUUGAAGCUGUAAUGGCUCUUGUACCUGUUGAUAAGCUAGCUGUUCACUUCCAUGACACUUACGGACAAUCUCUUCCAAAUAUAUUGGUUUCCCUCCUCAUGGGGAUCAGCACAGUGGAUUCUUCCGUAGCAGGUUUAGGUGGGUGUCCAUAUGCCAAGGGAGCUACCGGAAACGUUGCUACAGAAGAUGUUGUUUAUAUGCUCAACGGCCUCGGUGCAACGACCAAUGUAGACCUUACAAAGCUCUUGUUGGCUGGGGAUUUCAUCAGCAAGCAUUUGGGUCGUCAAUCUGGUUCUAAGACGGCAGUUGCAUUGAGCCGAACUACCAGCUGAUGACUGAUGAUGCUGCAAGUGCAAGUAUACAGAAACCGGCUGUUGUAAUCAAGUUUUUUUUUUUUUUCGAUGAGUGGGAAGUGAAGGCGAAAAUUCCCCGCAUAAAUUCUUGUAUAAUCAGCGUGAGGCUUAUGUAAGUAGUAGUAUAUAAAAGGAAUAAAUACAACAAACCAGAAGAAAUUCUUGUAACUCUCAACUUGUAUAUCUGGAGUUGAAGAUGCUUAUAUAUGUAAAAACGAAUAAACACAACAAAACCCAGAAG
This is a messenger RNA of Carica papaya (papaya), 1700 nucleotides long. NCBI's taxonomy places the organism in Eukaryota, Viridiplantae, Streptophyta, Magnoliopsida, Brassicales, Caricaceae. The record is from RefSeq and is a predicted model, not a curated record.